CGCACACGACACUCAAAAUAUUAUUAAAAAAAUAACCACAUAGAAUACACAUCAAAAGAUGACAGUUCAAAUUCAAAUUCCAAAUGUUCGAAUUUAGAAAUGUCCGCUGAACACGCGCGGGAAAGAGACGAACAUAACUCUGAGCGUCUGCUAUUUCGGUGACGUCGACACGGUGCAUAGCGAAAUAAUGUAUAAUGAAAAGUGGCAGUAAUUUCGAUGUGUUUACGCGCUGUGCUAGUUUAUUUGGUUAAUAGCAGUUUGUUUUUCUAAUCGGCUGCGUUUGGACCGGUGGCGCCCUCUUCGUGUCCCAUUCCCGCUCCAUAGAUACACAUGGUUGUAUUUCAUGGAGCUGUCAUAACAAUAGCGACCUCGUGGACUGGGAUUUAUUUUAGUGGAAGUACCCCUCGAGUGCGGCGUGAUGUGUGACAGUGCAACUAGUUUUUGGCGCGGAGAAACUGUGGCGGCCGUAACGCGGAAAAUUGAGCUAGCGGUGUUUUUUUCCUAACUUAACCUACGACAAUCUUCAGUUGCGCGCGAGCUGUCCCCGCACGCGCCUCGCGUAUCAUCCGACACGAAAAUCUACGAAAAUCUCCCGAAUGGACCCCGAGCCGGUGGCGAGCCCACCCGAAAUCACACUCCCAGCUCCAUGUGAGUGUGUUCAAAACGUUCCAUUUUCGAAUGCAGCGGAAUAGUCGCGACCGCGCGUUCGAUGACCUCAUAAAGUGAAACUAUUUUUUUCUUUCACUUUGCUCAAUUUUGUGAUGUAGCCAUAGUGCCUUGCUCGUACAAAACUUAUGGAAUAUUGUGAUGACAAAGUGCAAACUUAGAUAAAACUAGGACUUGUAGUGUUAGUGAACUAUUUUAUUAAUGGAGAAACAAACGACGAGGAACAUUUUAUAUGCAUAUGGACAGAUACUGCAUGGGCUCUAGGGUUGUCGCUCGAGUGCCAUGGCGGAGUGCUCAUUCGCGCGGUGCCAACAGGAACGUCGCGCGAUACGCAAGGAGCUGCAGCGCUGGACUAAGAAUAUGGUCUAUAUAUUGGGUCUAGAACGGGUGGCGGAGGAGUUGAUGGGUCGAAGAAAAUGGAAACUAUAUCAGGACGCGUUAAUACCAAAACGAGGGGAGGCAGAAUUAUCGAGCGACGAGGAAUCGGUCCAAACGGACCCUCCACCAGCCUUGAAGAUCAAGACCAUAGAACAGAUCAACGAGGACGAAGCAAAGGAAGAAAGAGUGGAAGAGAAGGUGCCUCGAAGGCCAGAAACUAUUCUAGAGUCAUUGAUCAAAAGACCUGCUACCCAACCGAAGCUGGAAGUAGCCGAGGAACCAGCAGAUUGGAAGCCGCAGGACAAAUGUUACUUCUGUACGGAUGGUGAGCCGGGAGGAGGCGAGAACAGGCCAACCGGCGCUAUGAGUCCCGCGUCGGAGUCAGACAGCAGUUCGGUGUCGGGCGCAAAAAGCCCGGCCUCCGCGCCGCCGCUGCUGCAGCACCUCCUCCAACUACAACUGCAGGCGCAGAACCCUCAGACUAUAGCACAGGGCUACACGGACAUGUGUGUGCAGUUUCAGCAGAUGCUGACAGCCCUGGCCGCGCUGGGCAGCGGGCUGGUGCCGCCGCCGCCGCUCUCGCAACCCUGGAUGAUGCAGCGGCUCGUUCACAGGCAGACUGAUAGGCCUCCAGAGGUGGGUGAGAAGGCGCCGGCGUCUUCAUCCCCCAACCUUGCUGAGCAGCCGCUCGAUCUGAGUGCCAAGUCCACCUCCAGCACAAGUGGAACUCCUCCACCUGAUAACAAGCACUUGGAUAACAGAUUGAAGCGCUCCGCUCUCGACGGUGCCAGCAAUAGCUCGGGUCGCCGCGCGUACACCGAGGACGAGCUCCAGUCUGCCGUGCGUGACAUCCAGUCUGGCCGGCUGGGCACGCGGCGAGCUGCCCUCAUCUAUGGCAUCCCGCGCUCCACCCUGCGCAACAAACUCAACAAGUUCGGCACUCCCGUCGAUCAAGUCGAUUCAGAUAAUGACAGCGAUGCCGAGCGUCCUGACUCGCCUCCUUCAGUCAUCCUCAAAAUACCAACAUUCCCCCCACCAGAUGACAAAAGUCCCUCCCCAGCUGGACAAAUACAAGCGCCCAUCACUCCGAUAACACCGAUGCUCCCUACUGCUCAACCAUCACUGAAGGCGCCCUCGCAGCUGCUGCUCCCACCCUCCGUGUUUGCUGACCCUCCCUCAACACAACACCUGUUUACGUCUCUCAGUGACGUCAUCGCUAAAAGCAUCAGCCAAAAGUUCCAGCAACCUUUAGAUAGGCCUCACCAUCAACCCAGUGACCUCAUGUACCCACGAGGACCUGAUAGACACGUCUCAGUCAUUAAAACGCCACCUGAUAACCAGCGCUACGCCGCGCCAGGUAACUCCAAAGCCACUCCCAAUAACAACGGGCAGCCAGCCACUGGAGGCAAGGGCACGCGACCCAAGCGUGGCAAGUAUAGGAACUACGAUCGCGACAGCCUCGUGGAGGCAGUGAAGGCAGUGCAACGCGGAGAGAUGUCAGUGCAUCGCGCCGGCUCAUACUACGGUGUGCCACACUCCACGCUCGAGUACAAGGUGAAGGAACGUCACCUGAUGCGGCCACGGAAGCGUGAGCCCAAGCCACCACAAGAUACUGCUAAGCCACAGCCACCAAAGCCACCGCCACCGAAACCGCCAACGAAGCCGUUCUCCAACGGUCUCAACGGCCCGGAGGCUCCGGGCUACCCGCCUGGCUAUCCAUAUUGGCCUGGCACUGGGUUCCCACCACCACCAGCUCCCGACUUGUACGCCUCGCACAUGAUGCGACGACUGCGCGAAGAAGCGCCACCACCAGCCAAUGGCUCGUUUCUGGAGGGCAUCAUACGAUCCAGCCUGGAACGACCCGCGCUACUGCAGCGGCUAGCAGCGCCACCUGGUGGCGAGGUGGUGCGACGCGCGCCCACCAGCGACGGCGACGAGCCGCCCGCGCGCCGGCCCCGGCUAGACAGCUCGGACCAGGCGCUGGCGGCCGAGAUGCGCGAGGCGGUGCAGCGACUGCGCGCGGACAAGCUGCGGCCGCGCAACGGUACGCCGACGCCGCCGCCCGCGCCCCCGGCCGAGCCCCCGCCGCCGCCGGCCUGCGGACGGCGAGCAUGGGUGGCUCCCUAG
Molecule: messenger RNA, 3171 nt
Organism: Spodoptera litura
Lineage: Eukaryota; Metazoa; Arthropoda; Insecta; Lepidoptera; Noctuidae
Gene: Eip93F
Product: Ecdysone-induced protein 93F
Biological process (GO): regulation of transcription by RNA polymerase II
Cellular component (GO): nucleus
Molecular function (GO): DNA binding
Source: RefSeq, a predicted model, not a curated record